AUGGACCGGACCGAGCCGGUCGAGCGGAUGAGCGCGUUUGACGAGUACGAACGCGGGCUCAUCGCUCAUGUGCAGGGAAACCUGCUGGCUCAGAUGAGUGAGCCCAAACGGGUGCAGCCUAAGCCUUUGCGGCUAACUGUGCCUCCAUUCGAAGGGGAGGAAGAUGAGAACCUUCACUUCUGGAUCCGGGAGACCGAGAUCGAGCGAGAUGCGCACGUUGGCAGCCUCGCUAGUGGGGGACCCACUGUCGGAAUACAUCAAGAUGACAGUGGCCUAAAGGUCGGUCCUGCGCGCACGCAGUUGUUCCGCGUGCGCACCGCCACUAUGGAGGAGGAGAUCCAAGUCGCCCUCCAGGAGGAGUACAGCCACAAGCAGGCUGGUGCUCUGGCUGUUGUACAGCCUGUGGUCACUGAAAGCGAGCCAGAACCCAUGGAUCUGAGUUCAGCUGAGCAGUACUCAGUCCGCUGCUACGGCUGCGGCGGACUGGGACACUAUCAACGUGCCUGCCCAUCGUCAGGGUCUGGGAAGAAGACUACCCGAAGACCAGAGGGUCAAGGGGGAGCCGACGCCAUCCACCGUCAGGUGCUCAAGGGAGCCACAACCACCAACACAAGGGCGUUCAAUGGGACCACUAUGGUGCUGGAUGCGUCCGACAAGAAGAAGAAGAAGAAGAAGAAGAAGAAGGGAGGCAUCGAUGACAUGAUGAUCUCCAUGGAGAAGGUGCAGUGUAUCUGCAACCGAGGGCUAUUAUGCCUGGCGUGUGGAGCGGCGUUGGGGCAACAAGUGUCCAUGACUCGGUGCCGAGAUGGCUGA
Molecule: messenger RNA, 813 nt
Organism: Phytophthora sojae
Lineage: Eukaryota; Oomycota; Peronosporomycetes; Peronosporales; Peronosporaceae
Exons: 4
Coding region: 1-813 (270 amino acids)
Molecular function (GO): nucleic acid binding; zinc ion binding
Source: RefSeq, a predicted model, not a curated record